CGUAUCCCGAGGCGGCCGCGGCGGCCAAGUCGGCCACACCACACCCCCGCCCCCGCUCCGCUCCGAAGAAUCGCAGCCCGCCCGCGCGCGCGCUCGACCUGCCUAUCGCCACCACCACGCGGCACCGCUACAGCUCGAGAGAGGAAGAGGAGGAGGAGGAGGAGGGGGCACAAAAAAAAAAAUCUCCGCCACCACCGGGAGCUUCGCGUGCGCCGCUUGCUCACCGCCCGCCCGCGCGAACACGCCUGCCCCUCCUUCUGCAGCAGCCAUGCUCCUCCACCUGCUUCCGCUCUCCUGCCCCGCGCCGCCGUUCCGCCUGCGCGGCGGCUCGCCGCGGGUCCGGGCCGGGGGCAGGGCCAGGACGCGGGCGCUGCGGGGGGCGGACGUGGAGCCGGAGACACCUCCGCGAAGGCGCCGCGGCCGCGAUGACGACCACGAUCCGCACGCGGCCGGGAGCGGUGGAGACACCGGGGCGCUGCUGGCGUCGGUCAGGAGGCUUCUGCUCUCCGAGGCGCCGACGGCGGCGGCGGCGGCGGAGGAGGAGGAGGAGGAGCAGGGACAGUUCCCCAAGCGUUGGGCCAUCGUCUUCCUCUGCUUCUCUGCAUUCCUGCUCUGCAACAUGGACCGCGUAAAUAUGAGCAUUGCUAUUCUGCCUAUGUCCGCAGAGUAUGGUUGGAACCCACAGACUGUUGGUCUCAUCCAGUCAUCUUUCUUCUGGGGCUACCUCCUAACUCAGAUAGCUGGAGGAAUAUGGGCAGAUACUGUUGGAGGAAAGACUGUCCUUGGUUUUGGUGUGGUUUGGUGGUCCAUAGCUACGGCUCUUACUCCUGUUGCAGCAAAGCUUGGCUUGCCAUUUCUUCUUGUUGUGCGGGCUUUCAUGGGAAUCGGUGAGGGGGUUGCCAUGCCUGCAAUGAACAAUAUUCUUUCGAAAUGGGUUCCUGUAUCAGAGAGGAGCAGAUCAUUGGCUCUUGUGUAUAGUGGAAUGUACCUUGGGUCAGUUACAGGACUUGCAUUUUCCCCCUUGCUGAUACAUAAGUUCGGAUGGCCAUCAGUCUUCUAUUCAUUCGGGUCCCUAGGGGCUGUUUGGGUCACGACAUGGGCAACCAAGGCAUAUAGUUCCCCACUUGAAGAUCCUGGAAUCAGCGCUGCAGAAAAGAAGCUUAUUGCUAGUCAGAGCACAGCAGGCGAGCCUGUUAAAACAAUUCCAUGGAGAUUGAUAUUAUCAAAACCGCCUGUUUGGGCACUUAUAGUUUCUCAUUUCUGCCAUAACUGGGGAACUUUCAUUUUGCUCACAUGGAUGCCCACAUACUACAACCAGGUUCUGAAAUUCAACCUCAUGGAAUCGGGCCUUGUCUGUGUUCUUCCCUGGUUCACGAUGGCAGUUUCUGCAAAUGUUGGUGGUUGGAUUGCAGACACACUUGUCAGUAGAGGAGUAUCUGUGACAACUGUUCGGAAGAUCAUGCAAUCAAUCGGAUUCUUGGGGCCAGCAUUUUUUCUAACUCAACUAAGCCAUGUCGACUCGCCUGCCAUGGCAGUUUUAUGCAUGGCUUGUAGCCAGGGAACUGAUGCAUUCUCGCAGUCUGGUCUGUACUCAAACCAUCAAGAUAUAGGCCCUCGAUAUGCAGGUGUAUUGCUUGGUCUUUCCAACACGGCUGGGGUCUUAGCUGGUGUAUUUGGCACAGCAGCAACAGGAUACAUCUUGCAGCAUGGUUCUUGGGAUAACGUAUUCGAGUUAUCAGUGGUGCUUUACCUGGUAGGGACUUUGGUAUGGAAUGUAUUCUCAACUGGCGAGAAGAUUCUUGAUUGAAGAGUGUACAUAGUGUGCUUACAGUUCAGAAGUGAAAUUCAUUUCGGAGCAACAACUUAACCCCUGGACACAAUACACUUCAAGAUAACAAAUGUGUCAUCGUCCAGCUCAGCUCUUGGAUGAGGCAACAUGAUUCUAAUGUCAAUACAUGCAAUGCCAAGCACGAGAAGUAUCAAGUCUUCACAUCCCAGCACGAGACCAGGUGAAGCAUAGAUGAGUUGAGCGAUGCACCCCUUCCGGACAUGCACUGUAUAUUGUGUUAGCAUAGGUAUCAUGUACAGCAUAGUAGAAAGUUUCAUCAUACACAGUAGUCUUUUCUGACUUGUACAAUUUUUUCCUCUUGAAUAGCUUUGUUCCUGUAACAGCCCGACGCAGAUCAAAAUAAGGAAAUCUGGGGAAGGGGCUACUACUAAUGCAAACAUUUGAUGAAUAUUUAUCUAUUUGCAGUCUCAGUUUUUACUA
Messenger RNA from Sorghum bicolor (sorghum), 2269 nucleotides. RefSeq names its product probable anion transporter 1, chloroplastic. NCBI's taxonomy places the organism in Eukaryota, Viridiplantae, Streptophyta, Magnoliopsida, Poales, Poaceae. Gene Ontology annotation, molecular function: transmembrane transporter activity. Bases 269 to 1807 code for a protein of 512 amino acids. Gene Ontology annotation, biological process: transmembrane transport. The transcript is spliced from 10 exons. The record is from RefSeq and is a predicted model, not a curated record.